UUUGGCUGAAGCCAUUUUGUCUCAAGACAUUUUGGACCGAGCCGGUACUGGAUAACCUUGCCGAAGCGGUGAGGCUUCUCGCAGCGACAUGGACUCUCCGCGCGGUACGGACGAGCACCUGCCACGCCGCUGCUUUGGCCGCUUCACCGUCGAGGUCCAGGACCAGAGGCCAUCCUCGGACGACUGGCUCUUCAGUAACCCAAGCGACCUCGGCGCAUACCCGAGGCGCGCGGCGUGGGCGCCGGCUGCGGCGGCGCCGACGCAACGCGUGCGGCGGCCGCCAGGGCUGCGCGGGGCAGCCGUGACCAGCCGCUUGGCCGAGGCCGGCACCAUGCCCGCGGGCGGCACCGGCGAGGCCAGCACGUCCUCUUCCUCGUCUGGCAGCGGCACCGAAGCCAGCAUGUCCGCGACCAGCUGAGCGCCUCGGGCAUCGAUCGCAUGUAUCAUUGCCCCGGAGAGUGUGUCGUGAUGUGAGACCGCGGCCAGACAUCGAAAAUAUAGGCCCAGGGCAACAUGUGAUCGCACGCCGAGAGCUGGCCUUGACGCCUGGUCCUUUGGAUCUGGGUCUCCAGCGGAAGCUGCAAGGCGGAUAGCGUGCGCUUCCCCCCUCCCCUCAAACAGAAGCCUUCCCCUUCUCAUCCCCCACCGAUCCCUCCUCCUCCUCCUCCUCCUCCUCCUCCUCCCCACACUGCAUUUCUUUGCGGGCCUCGUGUGCUCGCCCAUGCUAGGUUUGGCUCUCUCGCCGUUCCGUGCCUUCGUCGGUGUGCCAAACUUGGCGCAUCUGAGACGUCCUUGCUGCGGGCCUCGUGUGCUCGCCCAUGCUAGGUUUGGCUCUUGCGCCGUUCAGUGCGUGCCUUUCUCUGUGUGCCAAAGCUGGCGCAUCUGAGACGUUUUUGAUCAUACACCAUCAGCAGCAAUGCUUUGCAAAGUGUCAAUUCGAAGCUUUUUGAAUUGGCUUGACUACUAAUCGUUAUACCUUUGCUGGUGUUCGUUUCGAGCCAGUUUCUGCCAUAACCCAGAGUGACUGUAUGCUCCUUUGAAAGCGAUAUCUGCUAUAACCGCAGGACCAUGUAACGCUUCAUCGGAUGCUUCUGUCAGAGCGCUUCUUGUCAUACAGGCAGGACCUUUUGAGGUGUUCAUUGCUGGUGCUCAUGCGCUCUGGAUCUUUCAAUGUCGUAUGGCAAGAGCGAGAA
Prorocentrum cordatum is the source of this 1193-nucleotide messenger RNA. NCBI's taxonomy places the organism in Eukaryota, Dinophyceae, Prorocentrales, Prorocentraceae. The record is from the annotation of a GenBank genome assembly.